Cottoperca gobio is the source of this 3692-nucleotide messenger RNA. Its product is annotated as protocadherin alpha-C2-like. NCBI's taxonomy places the organism in Eukaryota, Metazoa, Chordata, Actinopteri, Perciformes, Bovichtidae. Gene Ontology annotation, cellular component: plasma membrane. The record is from RefSeq and is a predicted model, not a curated record. Gene Ontology annotation, molecular function: calcium ion binding. Gene Ontology annotation, biological process: homophilic cell-cell adhesion.
GCAAAGGCUCACACAAGACUAGUUUCGUCGCUGCUCUCCACAAAAACAAACUUGCUGAUGAGGUCAUCGGUUUCACAAUAGUUUAUUGGAGGAGGGUCGGUCAGACAUUUUAUUACAUGGGCGUCACUCUUAGCUUAAACUCAAGGAAACGUUUUCUCUUUAAGAUCCUCGUUUCGUUUGUUCGUUCAACAAGAGGACAGUUUAUCCACGUUUCAGCACAUUGCAAGAUCAUAUCUACGGAAUCUGAACGAUGGCGCAUUAUAGCCGACAGUUAUUCGGGAGAGGGUUCGUCACCGUAUUUCUUUUUAUUUCUGCUAUGAUGAACACGGUGUAUACCGUCACCCAUUAUUCUGUUCCCGAGGAAAUGGAGGAAGGCUCAGUCGUUGCUAAUUUAGGCACUGAUCUGGGAUUAGACGUGAAGACGCUAAAGGGAAGGAAAAUGCGCGUAGACGUUGUUGGCAAUAAGAAAUAUAUUGACAUCAACAAAGACACAGGAGAGCUGUUCAUUCUGGAAAGGAUCGACAGAGAGUUGUUAUGCCCCUUGAAGACCUAUACAUCAUGCUUUCUUAAAUUAGACGCUACGAUUGAAAACCCUAUACGAAUGUUUAAUAUCGAGGUGGAAAUCACGGAUAUUAACGACAACGCUCCUCAUUUUCGACGAGGAACGAUGCAUUUGGACAUCUCUGAAUCAAGCCCUGUUGGAGAGAGAUUCUCAUUGAAUAAUGCUGCAGACCCGGAUGUUGGAACAAAUUCUGUGAAAAAUUACCACCUGAGCUCAAGUGAACAUUUUGCACUUGAAAUUCAGACCGGGAGAGAUGGGUCAAAGUUUGCAGAUUUGAUUCUGAAAAAAGCUUUAGAUAGAGAGCAGCAGGCUGUUCAUGAUCUAAUGCUCACUGCUGUGGACGGUGGAGUGCCCACGCGCACAGGUACAGCCAGCAUCAUUGUUCGCGUGCUUGAUGUGAACGACAACACCCCUUCAUUUGACAAAGACAAAUACAUCAUAGAUGUGAUGGAGAACUCUCCGAUUGGCAGUCUAGUAAUGAAACUAAACGCCACUGAUUUAGAUGAAGGGUCAAAUUCUGACAUUGUUUAUUCAUAUAGCUUAUAUACACCAGAGAAAACACAACAGGUGUUUAGCUUGAAUCCAGAAAAUGGUGAAAUCAGAGUAAAAGAGAUGAUAAAUUAUGAAGAUUUUAAGAUUUAUGAAAUGGAAGUUAUUGCCGGUGAUAAAGGGCCUAACUCCUUAUCUGGACAGUGUAAACUGACAAUACAGGUAACAGAUAUGAAUGACAACCAUCCAGAAAUAUCAAUCAAAUCAUUUCAGAGUCCAAUAAAAGAAAAUGAAGUGAUAGACACAGUGAUAGCUGUAAUUAGUGUCAGUGAUAAAGACUCAGGUGACAAUGGAGUGGUUGAUCUUCAUAUUCCAGAUAACAUGCCUUUCAAACUGAGGGAAUCCUCUGAUAACUAUUAUGAAUUAGUCGUGUCAGAGCCGUUAGACCGUGAGAAGGUUCCAGAAUAUGACAUCACCUUCACUGUGACAGACAGAGGUUCUCCUCCUUUAUCUGACAAUGAAACUAUGACGUUAGAACUGCUGGAUGUGAAUGACAAUGUUCCACAGUUCCCUCUGUCAUUUUAUACUAUACGUGUGAUGGAGAAUAACGCACCUGGAGCCCUGCUCAGUUCCCUCACUGCGUUUGACCCUGACCUCCAUGAAAACCAGUAUCUAGUUUACUUCAUCCUGGAGAAGGAGAUAGCCAACACCUCCAUGUCCAUGCUGUUCUCCAUCAAUCCAGAGAACGGUAAUCUUUACGCACUAAAAACUUUUGACUAUGAGAUCGAGAAUGAGUUUCUUUUCCACAUCGAGGCCAGAGACUCUGGCUCUCCUCCACUCAGCAGUAACGUGACGGUCCACAUCAUCAUAGUGGAUCAGAACGACAACGCUCCGGUGAUUGUCUCUCCGUGGCGCGCGCACGGCUCGGUGGUGGAGGAAAAGAUCCCCAGAUCCACCGAUAAAGGCUCUCUGGUUUCCAAGGUGAUAGCCUUAGACACAGACUCGGUGCACAACUCUCGGAUUACCUACCAGUUUCUCCAGGUGACUGACGCCACCUUGUUCAGUCUGGACCAAUACAACGGAGAGAUCCGGACUAUGAGGAUGUUCAGCUACAGAGACCCGCGCCACCAGCGACUGGUUGUUGUUGCCAAAGACAACGGGGAGCCCGCUCUCUCUGCUACAGUCACCAUCAAGCUGUCCACAGUGGAGACUGCCGUGAAGGCCUACUCUGACAUGACUGAGGUGCCUCUAGAAUAUGACAUCUUUUCAGACCUAAACCUGUAUCUGGUCAUCGGUCUGGGCUCGGUGUCAUUUCUCCUGCUGAUCACCAUACUGGUCACCAUCGUGCUCAAGUGUCAGAAACCCAAGCACAGCAAAGCGGCUGCUCCCUGCAGGAACAGUGUGAUCAGUGACAGGAACUCCUCCAUCGCAGAUUCCACUCUGGUGUCCAACGAUGCCUACUGGUACAGUCUGUUUCUAGCAGAGACCAGGAAAGGGAAGAUGGUGGUGAGACAGCCUGUGCCAAAGGGCUCCAGAUACAUCGUGUCCAGUUUACCAAGAGGCACAGGACUGACAGACACUAGUGACUCAGCAGCCUCCACCCUGCAGGCAUCCACCAGCAGCGGCACCAGCUCCACAUAAGGCCAAACCUCCAGCUGUGUAUUGGAUUGACGCUGAGGAAAGGAGAAAGCCCCUGCCCCUCCGUCCAUCCUGCCCCGUCUGAUCUUUGUUCAAUGUGCAGUCGUCAUUUGAAAAAAACAAAAUGGACUGUGGUGGCUAAUUAAGGACACAGCCCUCCCCCUCUCUUUCUUUAAGCACAUGGAAAGCCAAUCAACAAUGCCUCUCUGUCCAUUUGAUACGCAUUAUAAGACUGCAUGGCUUCAACCACACUCCGAGAUCAUACAAAAUAAUUCGAAAAGGAGACACUUUCAAAGAAGAAGACUGUAUGACACAUUACAACAGUGGAUAUUUAAAGAAGCCUCGACAAGGACUAUUUGAGUGGACAUGGGAAUGUUGAAAUGCCUUUAAGAGACUGAUGAAAAUGAAACACAUGUUGGAUAUUACAUUAUUAACCUCUGUGCUUUGUCUUGUUCCAUAACAGCAUUGAUGUAUAAUAUACAAGUUAACUAAGAAGUGAUACAGCACAAUUAACUAAGUGUCAGAAAAGCACCAAACUAAGAUUUAAAGUAUGAAAUGAAAGCGAAUCAGUAUUUUAUAGAUGUAGUAGCUUUUAGCAGUUUUAUGUUUUGUACUUGACUUUGUGCUUUAUAUGUGAGCUAGGCCAAAAUAUAUGAAUGAUAGUGCUGAGAGAUUAAGUUAAGUUAACCAGUACAUUAAACAGAUAAAAGUAAAGCCUUCAGCCAUUAUGUAUCUGCCUUUCAGUUGUUUUUGCAUGUGAUCAUCAGAGCACUUAGAUAGUUUCAGAUAUUUUAUGAUAUUGAGCAAUCCAUUUUCUGUAGUCAUACCUCACAGUUUAGUAUUUGUUAUGUUCACUUGGAUGUUAUUAGAUAAUAAGAGCCUAAAGGAUUGAACAAACACAAGUGAAUGCAGUGAGUCUUUGAGAAUGGAUUGAUUAAUAUCUCCUUAUAACUAUUGUGUAUAUACAUCACACAUGUGACCAUGUAUUUUCACUGUUUCUUUU